This is a messenger RNA of Penicillium pulvis, 2151 nucleotides long. Its product is annotated as putative C6 transcription factor. Lineage: Eukaryota; Fungi; Ascomycota; Eurotiomycetes; Eurotiales; Aspergillaceae. Gene Ontology annotation, molecular function: zinc ion binding; DNA-binding transcription factor activity, RNA polymerase II-specific. The record is from RefSeq and is a predicted model, not a curated record. The transcript is spliced from 4 exons. Gene Ontology annotation, biological process: regulation of DNA-templated transcription. The coding region runs from base 1 to 2151 and encodes 716 amino acids.
AUGGUGGAUUCUAUAAAAUCUACAAACUCGGGGUCUCGAGUGCGCAAGUUCACCAAAUCCUGCUCUCGGUGCAGAUCAUCAAAGCUCAAAUGUGACAGGAAAGAACCAUGUGUAUGUAAUGACAUCCUCUUAAUGAUGAUCGACGCUGAUGUUUAUCAGAUCGAAUGUACGAAACGUGAUAUGGGCCACCUUUGUACUAAAGAUGAACGUCAUCCAAGAGCCAAAAGGGCGAAUACGGGCCCAAGUCAUAAUAUGACUAGAUCGAAAUCUCCCAUGUCAGAGACAACAGUUUCAGAGGACACUGCACAAAUUCUGGAGGAUUUUAUCGAGGGAGCAUCUCGUUCCAAUAUCUUGUCUUCAGCCUCUGGAUCAACUUUAUCAACUCCGGCUCCCGAUUACCCUAACCUUUACUGGGAGACCGCAGAGUCUCGGUUGCAAAAUGAAAGGGUCUCAUUGAUAAGAGAGAUCACUAAUGCAAUCCCGGACUCGGAAAUGGCUCAUCACCUCUAUGAUGUCUUUGCAACUCGCUGUCAGGGUCCCCUGGGCAAUACCUUUCACACACCCACAUUCCUGAAGCAUGCUGACAGGGUGUGUGGAUAUGUCACCUCUGCAUCGUUCGACUUACAUUCUUUCGCCAGUUCUUUCUCCAUGGAGAGUCUAGCUUGUUUCCUCAUGGCGCUUGUGCUCGGUCUCGCUUUUCAUCCCAAGCCAAAUAUCCUCGGAUGGUCCUCCACAGAUAUGAACGAGCGUGUAGAGAUUCUUCGGUCCUCGAAUUCUUAUUCUUCGAUAUGGAGAUCCCUUGCGUUGCGUUGUCUACGAGGGCGAAUGGGAAUAUUCUGUGCAUCGAUCGCUAGUUUACAAGCAGCCCUCAUGCUUCUACUAGAUGGGCAAAAUGAUAGCUUGGAGCUCGACUCUCUCUUGGUCACUGCAGUCUCGGGUGCUCAGAAGCUAGGUUUGCAUCAGCUGGGAGACGUGAAAUUGGAUUCCUUGACGACCUCUUCUGGUGAUGUUGAUGUGCCUGUGCAUAUCCGAACAGAACUCGGCAUCCGCAUCUGGUGGGCCCUCGUCCUGCGAGAUUGGUCCCGGGGGCAUGUGCUGGGAUACUAUACAAUUCAUCCCUCGCAGUUUAAUACUCGCAGGCCGCUGCAUAUUAAUGACGAGGAUCUUAAUCUAGAGGGAUUUGAUAAUCACGGAUCCAUCACAGAACGGCCCCGAUCUGAAUUCACCAUGCUCUCCUACACAAUAUACGCCCUCGAGAUCGCUGCUUUGGUACGGGAGUCCGUUGACCUUCGCAAUCCUUCGUCUCAAGCACCACACGAAAAGGCCGUGGCUACUAAUCCGAAGAUUGAACUCACCAAGGAAUACGAAAAGUUGUUGAUGGCACUACCAUCACACUUCAGACCUGGAAGUGUAGUUGGCCUCACGUCAACGGGUCCCUUGGCAGCGGUACCGGUGCAGCAAUGGAUGUUACAACAACAACUCUGGAGCUUAUUUCUACGGCUUUACCGGGGAAAGAUGACUCGCACCAGUCGUGCCACUUGUCAAAUCCUCGCACAGAAUAUCAUUAGCAGCAGUACUCAGAUUCAAACCCGGUGCACUGUAUGUGGCAGCUUAUCGAUAAACGACAUUCAACUCUUCAAUGCUGCUGCUGUGCUUCUCAUUGAUCUGCUUUAUACGACCAAGCCUGAAGGUCCAGAUGGAACAGAUGGAGAUCUGAGUCGAGUAAUGAUCAAGGACAAGAUCAAUGAGGCCGUUGAAAUACUGAAAUCAAGAUCUGAACCUGAAAAGUCCCAGACGCUGGAAGAAGCUCUAUCAUGGGGGUUCAAUUCGUCUACACAACGAAGUAUCUUUGUGUUAGACGCCUUGAUGAAGUUUGUUGAGGAUUUUAGUGGUCAUGAAUAUGGGGAGUUGGAAACAAGGGAGUUUCUCAAAAGCAAGGUGACUGGUCUUCUACCCACUUUCUUGGAGAGCAGCCACACGAUCUCUCCCGGGAGUGGCUUGGACUUUGCCAAUUCCAUCAACACAUUUUUGUCUCUUCCUAAUACCCCCGAUGAUACUUUUGGUGAUUUGGAUGUCCUCCCUAUGCUCUCCAACGACCCUGACUACGAUCUCUGGCAGUUCUUGGACUUUACUCCUGAUUUCCAAUCUUGA